AUGGUCCGAUUGGAUCUGUCCCCGAGCUACGAGACUCCCCACAGGAUGGGCAAACUCUCCCACAGGAACAUCACCACCUUACCCCCCGAGCUCCUCGACCACAUCCUCGAGUUCCUCGAGCCGACCACAUUAUACCCAUACCUCACCAUCUGCCACACCCUGAGGCCGCACUUCAUACGCUUCCUCUACCGCUACCCCACCGUCUCCUCCCCGAGCGGCAUGUGGGCCUUCGCCCGCGGUCUCUCCGCCAACGCCUCCUCCGUCCGCUCCCUCCGCCUCAAGGGCAAUGCCCGUUACUCGUCCACCGCACCCACCACCUGGAUCCUCGCCGUGCCACUGACGCUCGGCCCGUUCAUCCCCAGUCUCCCUGCGCUCGCGCUCGAGAACGUCGACGGCACCCCGCUCACCCCGUCCUUCCUCCGGGACCUCAGCGGCGCGUGGCCGGACCUCGCGCGCCUCAGCGUGCGCAACACCCGCUUCCUCGACGGCGCCGACGCCUGCGCGCUCGUCCACGCCUUCCCGCGCCUCGUGGGGCUCGAGCUCGCGCACGUCCGGUGGCCCCAUGCCCCGCCCGCGUUGGGGCGCUGGGUCGGCGGCGCGCAUCCGCCGCCGCCGCCAGAGCAGCGGGAACCGGCGCGGGGACUCGCGACGCGCGUGCUGCCGCUCCGGAGGCUCGCGGUCGAGGGCCUGAUGGACGAGGAGUUCGCGGACGUGCUGCGGUGGGCGGACCGGUUCGGGAGCGUGCGCGAGGCCCGCUUCUGGCGGCUGUCCUGGACGCAGGCGGGCGUCGCGGCCGAGUUCCUCAAGCGGCUCGCCGCGCGGGGCCAGUCGCUCGACUGUCUCGAGCUCUGCCCGGACGCGUCGGAUCCAAUUGUGUACUAUCGAAUAAAAGCGUUGUACCCCGCGCUCGCGGCGCAGAGGCGGCUGAGGCGGCUGGAGCUGCAGAUGAGCGUCGACGAGAAGAUCAUGCGGUGGGUGCCGCUGGUGCUCGAGUCGGCGCGGCGGCUGCCGCUCACGCACGUCGCGCUCGAGUUCACGUUCGACCUCUGGUCCGCGAAGCAGCUCUCGGAGCCGUGGCGCGAGGUCGCGCAGUGGGUGAACACGUCGUGGACGGAGACGCUCCGGCAGGUGACGCUCACGCACCAUCCGGUCGGGAACCUGGUCGGGCUGGAGGACGAGCGAGUGGUGAGGACUUUGGAAGUGUGGUUCGACAGUGUGCGGAGGGAUGGGAAACUGGACAUUCAGAUCGGGGAGCGGUAUGCGGAUUAG
Epithele typhae is the source of this 1269-nucleotide messenger RNA. RefSeq lists its product as uncharacterized. NCBI's taxonomy places the organism in Eukaryota, Fungi, Basidiomycota, Agaricomycetes, Polyporales, Epitheliaceae. Bases 1 to 1269 code for a protein of 422 amino acids. The transcript is spliced from 3 exons. Gene Ontology annotation, molecular function: protein binding. The record is from RefSeq and is a predicted model, not a curated record.